AUGAGUGAAGGACGCAGGUCCUCUCACACGAAGUCUGUUGAUGAGAGCGCAUGGCAAAAUUUCCUAACUCAGUUCUCUGAGGAACUUAAGAUGAGCAAUCCUGAUAUUUCAAAACGCGAAUUAUACAAAGCUGCAUCAGAUGCAUGGGGCCAAAAAUCAGACCAAGAGAAGGAUCAAUAUCGAAAGCCUAAAAAGAAAGGGCGCUCAAAGAAGAUAGAAAGUAGCGAUGAUUCAAGUGAUGCCUUUCAAAAAGAGAAUAUCAAGAAGCAUAUAUCAGCAUAUAGCGUGUUCGUUAACGAAAAACAGAAAGAAUUAAAAGAGUCAAAUCCAUACUUAACUUUACUUGAAAGAACAAAAAUCAUAUCAGAGAUGUGGACGUCCUUGGAUAAAGACGCUAAAACAAUAUACAACAAUAAAGCCAAGUGCUUUAACAGAGUUAUAGAUCGUGCUUCAAGUGAUGAUGAAAAUCCUCGGUAUGAAGUCAAUAUUCCAGCAUCAAAGGCAAAUAUUUAA
This is a messenger RNA of Trichomonas vaginalis G3, 513 nucleotides long. RefSeq names its product HMG-box family. NCBI's taxonomy places the organism in Eukaryota, Parabasalia, Trichomonadida, Trichomonadidae. The record is from RefSeq and is a predicted model, not a curated record. The coding region runs from base 1 to 513 and encodes 170 amino acids. The transcript has a single exon.